Molecule: messenger RNA, 2069 nt
Organism: Pieris napi
Lineage: Eukaryota; Metazoa; Arthropoda; Insecta; Lepidoptera; Pieridae
Exons: 9
Coding region: 224-1195 (323 amino acids)
Biological process (GO): synapse organization
Cellular component (GO): neuron projection membrane
Source: RefSeq, a predicted model, not a curated record
CAGCUGAAAACACGCGCUGAAUGGAGGCGAUUUCGCCCUUCAAACUUCGAGUAGUACGCGAAUUUGGGAAUAGUUUAAUUAUAUUAAUUAAAUGACACAUUAGUGGUUGCGUGUGUGGAAUGACAUGUAAUUGUGUGAUGGCCGAGUUUUUCCUUAAUUUGUGGGACCUUGAUAAUGCUUAUAUUUCUAUAGAGUGCCUGCUGAGCGGGUAGGAUGCGGCGGUAUGCACUGCACGACGGCCGUGUUACUCAUGGGCCUGCUUACGAACGCGGCCGUUGAAAUAACACCGACCACAGGAGCUACUGAAGCAUCUACAACAAAUAGCCCACCGCCAACAGUUUUCCGCAAUACAAUGACAACAAAGACACGACCGGGUACAAGACGGAAGUCUGGCUCUCCGAUGCUUAACUACAUAUUCGACUCCUACGCAACAAGCAAACAACAUUUUCAUGAUACAUUAAAAGCACCAUCGUUCGAAGGAGAUUUAAGCUCGGAGACAAUCAUGGAUGCUGACACAGGGUCAACCGUGCUCUUUGAUUGCAAAGUCUCCUCUUUGAGAGACAAGACGGUAUCCUGGCUAAAAGUCUCAGAUGAAAAUAACUUGGAACUAUUGACGUUAAACUUAAUAACUUACACAGCUGAUUCAAGAUACAAAGUAGAUUUGGCUGGAGAGAUUUGGAAGCUAUCAUUAUCAGAUGCAAAAUCUAAAGAUUCUGGAGUGUAUUGGUGUCAUGUGUCUACUCAUCCCCCUAUGUUAAGAGUUUUUAGACUUCAAGUACAUGCACCAGAUAUGAAAAUCAGCAAAGAGACCUUUUUAGAAACUGGAGAAACUCUAUCCCUUAAGUGUAUGGUUUUUAAUUUGGACCCUGGAGACGUGACACCCGAGCUCUUCUGGUACAGGGGUAAUAAUACCACCGCUUUGGAUGAGGUUCGAGGAGGCGUUUUGGUGGAAACUGAUCAACUAACAUUGACAAGUCAUCUUCAGGUGGCUCAACUCAAACUUGAAGACGCUGGUAACUACACAUGUGCCCUGGAAGCUCCUUUGCACAUGAGAGCAACCACAAGAGUUCACGUAUUACAAGGUUCAAGCUUGGCUGAGCUGCAAAGCGGCGUAAAAACCACAACAAGCUACAUAAGCCUCCUCGUGACGUCAUUAUUAAUUGUUCUAGGAGCACGACACCAUGACGUAAGGUGACCUAGUUAGAUAUAAAAUACAUUCAAUGGAUACGGAACGCUAGAAUUUUUAUGGGAACAAGUUAUUGUAAACAGUGCGUUUGAAGGAUUCCAAAUUCAAAUUGAACUACAUUCGUAAUUCUAAAUUCAAAAUAAUUCUAACAUACCAAAUAUUGUAAUAGACAAGUGACAACUAUUGUUUUUUAGUAGUCUAUGAACCACUUAUUCAUAAAACCUGAAUCAGUUUAAUUGAACUCUUUAAACUUGAAGUAGUAUUUCGUAUCUGUCAUAUUUUGUUUACGCUGAGAUGGAAAGAAACAUACAUAUACAUAAUAUGUAAUUUAUUAUAUUAUGAAUAAGGGGAUGUAUUUAAUAAAAAUCACAACCAAUGCAUAUCGGAUGAUUUUAACUGUAAUAAACAACACAUCAAUUUGCCUAGUGAAUGGAAAACGUUAAUUGUCGAUACUAUAUAAUCGAAAUAUACUUCAAACGCAUUACAAGUUUUGAUUAUUGAUUGGAGUAAGUACACAAAUAAAAGGUUUAAAGCCUACGACAUAAUGUAUUUAAGAAUACUUAGUCAUAUCAGAAUAAAUAAUUUAAAGUUUUGUAUAGCUAAGAUAAGAAAUGCUUUUAAAAAUAGAACAGUAUAAACAUAAAUAGUCAUAUACUUUUUGUUUUGCCUCUUCGAUAUCGGUGUCUUUCACGUGUCUACGUGGCAUAAUAAUAACUCUUGAAAAUUUAAAGAGAAAUACGAUUAUUGAUGAUGAACUGGCGAUGUGUAUGCGUCAUGUGUCGUGAAGUCACAGGUGUGUAAUAAUUGGUUAUAGUACUAUUAUGUACUUUGUUAGCUCACUUCACUUACCUUAAUAAUGUGAUUAUAUUCAUAUUAAAGAGCC